UGUUACACCUCCGUUUUGAAAACGAAGCCCUCACUUUUUCAUCUCACACACUUAUCUUCUUCUUCUUCUUCAGCAGUGAUCGUGGCAAUGUCUUAUCAUAAAGAGCUGGCUGCUGCAAAGAAAGCAGCUUCUCUUGCUGCUCGGCUCUGUCAGAAUGUACAAAAGGCUUUGCUGCAAUCAGAUGUUCAAUCCAAAACUGAUAAAACUCCUGUAACAGUAGCUGAUUAUGGCUCACAGGCACUGGUUAGUUUUGUGCUGCAGCAGGAACUUCGUGCUGAAUUCUCAUUAGUUGCCGAGGAGGAUUCUAAAGAUCUUCGCAAAGAUGGUGCCCAGGAAAUAGUAGAGCGCAUUACAAAACUUGUGAACUAUUCUUUAACUAGUGAUGGAUCAUACAAUGUUACUUUAUCCACAGAAGACGUUCUCAAGGCCAUUGACAGUGGCAGAUCCGAAGGUGGUUCCCAAGGUCAACAUUGGGUUUUAGAUCCUAUAGAUGGUACUAAAGGUUUUCUGAGAGGAGAUCAGUAUGCAAUAGCAUUGGCUUUGCUAGAUGGAGGAAAAGUUGUUCUGGGUGUGCUGGCUUGUCCAAAUCUUCCACUAACUUCCCUCAAGGAUGCUGGCCAGCAUUCUCCAAAUAAUGAAGUUGGCUGCCUUUUCUUUGCUGAAGUUGGUGGUGGAACUUAUAUGCAGCCACUUGAUGGUUCUUCGGCAGUGAAGGUGCAAGUAAGUGCUGUUGAAAAUCCUGAAGAAGCAUCAUUCUUUGAGUCAUAUGAAGCAGCACAUUCCAUGCAUGAUUUAACUAGUUUGAUUGCCCAAAAACUCGGUGUCAAAGCACCGCCGGUUAGAAUUGACAGCCAGGCAAAAUAUGGUGCUCUGUCCAGAGGAGAUGGAGCCAUAUAUCUGCGUUUUCCUCACAAAGGGUAUCGAGAGAAAAUAUGGGAUCAUGCUGCUGGGUGUAUUGUUGUGACUGAAGCUGGGGGUGUGGUCACAGAUGCUGCAGGGCAGCCCUUGGAUUUUUCCAAGGGAAAGCAUCUUGAUGUGGACACAGGCAUCAUUGUCACUAACCAGAAGUUAAUGCCAUUACUGUUGAAUGCAGUUAAAGAAUCCCUGAAAGAGAAAGCUCCAUCCUCAUGAUCUGUUUUAGAGGCAGGCUUCAUCCUUUCCUCUUAAUUAUUUUGCCCUUAAGUGCUUUCUCCCUGCGUGUACAAGCAUUUACAUUACAUUUAGCAUGCAUGAACGUUAAUGGGAUCAAUAAAUCUUGUCUCCACAAUUAUGAUGAUGUAACCGUAGACUAGAACUUGAAAGCAUGGUUUUAGGCCUAGAUCCUUUGCUUUGUAUCCCCUUGUCCUAUUUAAAAAUUAGUGUACGUUUGGUUCACGAAAUUUAAGAUUCCUUUUGAAAA
This is a messenger RNA of Gossypium raimondii (Peruvian cotton), 1399 nucleotides long. RefSeq names its product SAL1 phosphatase. Gene Ontology annotation, biological process: phosphatidylinositol phosphate biosynthetic process; sulfate assimilation. The record is from RefSeq and is a predicted model, not a curated record. The transcript is spliced from 8 exons. Lineage: Eukaryota; Viridiplantae; Streptophyta; Magnoliopsida; Malvales; Malvaceae. The coding region runs from base 88 to 1131 and encodes 347 amino acids. Gene Ontology annotation, molecular function: 3'(2'),5'-bisphosphate nucleotidase activity.